GUUGAACUGUGAUCACUUCCUGUUUUCAUUUUUUGUUAGCAAUGGUCUGAAGUAGCUGCCAACGGAUUUGAUCUUGGUAAACCACCGAAAUGUCUUCGAAACCCACUUGUCUAAUUGUGGCCAGUGCAGCUGCACAAGGAGUGUCUGCUCCGUCAUUCCAUCAAGCCUUCUGUCUCUGCAGUUCAGUGUUCAACCUGCAGACUGCUACACCAGGGGGCAAGCCCAUUGAUUUUGUCGGGGUGGAUGAAACCACGGCCAGAUGGGUCCAAGACUUCAGCCAAAAGUCUUUUGCAACCCCAGCCAAGCUGGAGUCAAUAGACGGUGCUCGGUACCAAGCUCUGCUGAUUCCAGACUGUCCUGGGGCGCUCACUGACCUGGCACACAGUGGCUCUCUGGCACGCAUCCUCGCACACUUCACCUCACAGCAGAAGGCGGUGUGCGCUAUAGGACAAGGGGUAUCUGGUCUGUGCUGCGCCAUAGUAGAGGGACAGAAGUGGAUCUUCACAGGCUACAGUCUCACUGGGCCGUCUGUGUUUGAGUUGGUGAGGAGCCCAGACUUUGCCAACCUGCCUCUGAUCGUGGAGGACUUUGUCAAGGACAGCGGAGGAUCGUACACCGUCAGGAGGAUGCCGUGCAUGUAGUGAUCGACAGACACCUGGUGACCGGACAGAACACCCUGUCUACGUCAGUCGCUGUCAAUAACCUCAUCAUGCUCUGUAAUGGAAAGUAACAUGUCUUCAGUUCUUCAGUGGGGACCAAGCUAAAAAGCCUUGGGCCGGGAUUCAAUCCGAUCAUGCUUUGACGGCUAUGCGCCAUUUUUAAAAAGGUUUAAUUCAGCCAUUGAAUCGACAAAUGCAGCGUUGAUCAUGAAUGCGUGGGAAUAUUGCCUUUUAGGAGCUACUGCCUUUGAAAAGCAACAUCCAUUUGGAAAAUGGCCAAUUUGGCGUCGAUGUGAGUUAGAAACAGUUGUUCUACUGUCAAAAUUGACAGAGUAAAUCGGAUAAUUUUGGUCAUAAAGUGGGUCUCGUCUAAAAUGGAGUUUGGAACAUCUGUGCGUCACAAUUGGGUAAAUGAAGGUUGGGUUUUGACGAUGUCUAUUUACUCACUAACAUGGGGUGAACAGCAGCUGUGAUUGCUUUCUAUCCA
Messenger RNA from Oncorhynchus masou masou (cherry salmon), 1146 nucleotides. It is a transcript of the gene gatd1, whose product is annotated as glutamine amidotransferase class 1 domain containing 1. The record is from RefSeq and is a predicted model, not a curated record. Gene Ontology annotation, molecular function: glyoxalase III activity. The transcript is spliced from 7 exons. Lineage: Eukaryota; Metazoa; Chordata; Actinopteri; Salmoniformes; Salmonidae. The coding region runs from base 90 to 641 and encodes 183 amino acids. Gene Ontology annotation, cellular component: cytoplasm.